Papaver somniferum (opium poppy) is the source of this 1093-nucleotide messenger RNA. RefSeq names its product multiple organellar RNA editing factor 3, mitochondrial-like. Gene Ontology annotation, cellular component: mitochondrion. NCBI's taxonomy places the organism in Eukaryota, Viridiplantae, Streptophyta, Magnoliopsida, Ranunculales, Papaveraceae. Gene Ontology annotation, biological process: mitochondrial mRNA modification; cytidine to uridine editing. The record is from RefSeq and is a predicted model, not a curated record. The transcript has 4 exons. Bases 88 to 867 code for a protein of 259 amino acids.
UCUCAUCCCAUGGUUAAAACAAAACCCGACAACAACCAUAAAUCAACCAAACAGGUUUUCGGAAUAAAACCUUCUCUCUAGAAAACAAUGGCGCUUAGGGUUUUAGUUAGAAGAUCUCUUUCCCUCUCCACUUCAUCAUCGUCAUCUCCUUCAUUUCUACUUUGUAAUCGAGUAUCUCACUCUAUACUCGAGAAAUUAAAUGAGAAAAUUCUUCCAGAGCCAAGGAAAAUCCCAAUUAGGUUUAAAACUAGUGGUUCAGGAGGGUAUUCUCAAUUAAAUGAUCCAUCUCCAAAUUGGAGUAACAGACCACCUAAAGAAACAAUACUUCUUGAUGGUUGUGAUUAUGAACAUUGGCUUAUUAUUUUAGAGUUUCCUAAAGACCCUAGACCUUCUGAAGAUGAAAUGAUUUCUACUUAUGUCAAAACCCUAGCUGCUGUUUUAGGAAGUGAAGAAGAGGCAAAGAAGAAGAUUUACUCAGUUUGUACUUCAACUUAUGAUGGUUUUGGUGCGUUAAUCUCUCAAGAACUAUCUGAGAAAGUAAAAGAACAACCGGGAGUUCUUUGGGUGUUGCCUGACUCGUAUCUUGAUGUUCCAAACAAGGAUUACGGAGGAGAUUUAUUUGUAGAUGGAAAAGUAAUUCACCGACCUCAGUUCAAUUAUAGUAAUAGCCAGCAAAGUAGGCAGAGACCACGCCAAAGGUAUGAUAGCCGCCGACAAGCAAUGCAGGUCGCAAGGAAUGAACAUGCGCAAAGAGGACCUGUUCCUGCUGCUUCUCGUCCGUUGGGUGGGCAAGAUUCGUUCCAGAAUGGAGGGAACGAUCCAUCUAAGAAUCCAGGACAAUUUAACCAGGGAAGGGGGCCAUACUAGUUUAAGAAGAGCUUAGAGGAAGUUAGAUAAGGUGUGUAGAACUUCCGAUUUCCAAAAAAAUUUAAUUAGAUAUUGGUCUCUGUUGGCAAUGACAUAAAGACAAUGUAGUUAUCAAAGUGCAUAAAUUAAAUGUUUAUCAUGUUUUGCUAUACAAGUAUUGUAGCGAGAACUAGAUUGACCACGUUCCAGUUCUUUUAUUUGUUCUUCUCCAUAGAACAUCUUAUAA